Molecule: messenger RNA, 186 nt
Organism: Trichomonas vaginalis G3
Lineage: Eukaryota; Parabasalia; Trichomonadida; Trichomonadidae
Product: Ankyrin repeat family
Exons: 1
Coding region: 1-186 (61 amino acids)
Molecular function (GO): protein binding
Source: RefSeq, a predicted model, not a curated record
AUGGAAGAACCCCUCUUCAUAUUGCAGCCGAGAAAAAAUUGCAUAGAAUUGGCGAAACUUCUUCUUUCUCAUGGCGCAAAAGUCAAUAUAAAAGAUGAUCAUGGCGAAACAGCUCUUAAUAAGGCCUCACGCUAUAAUAAUGACGAAAUAGUGAGGCUUAUUAUUUCGUAUGGAGCUAAAAAAUAA